This is a messenger RNA of Rhipicephalus sanguineus (brown dog tick), 2475 nucleotides long. RefSeq names its product neprilysin-11. The transcript has 2 exons. Bases 1 to 2475 code for a protein of 824 amino acids. Gene Ontology annotation, molecular function: metalloendopeptidase activity. Gene Ontology annotation, cellular component: plasma membrane. The record is from RefSeq and is a predicted model, not a curated record. Gene Ontology annotation, biological process: protein processing. NCBI's taxonomy places the organism in Eukaryota, Metazoa, Arthropoda, Arachnida, Ixodida, Ixodidae.
AUGGUGGUGGCCGCGGACAUGGAAGCAGCUGGCCUCACAGAAUGCCGCUGCCUGCGUCGGGCCGUUCAGGCGCUGCUGGGCGUCGCCGUCGUAGCACUGGCCAUGGUCAACGGCGGCCUGCUCACCUCCUACUUCAGCGGUAACAGCGGCGACGGCUUUGGACUGCGAUACGCAAGGUGGGGCCUAUGGCAGCAGGCAGGCACCACACCAUCUCCGCUGGACACUGAUCUUCAGGAUGGCGCGCAGCGGCGACUCGAAUCCGAAGACGAGCGAGUGGAAAUGGGCGACGGUGGUCCGCAGCUAAGUGCCCGGAGCGGCGACGCAGAAGCCAUGGAAGAAAGUGAUAAGAAAGUGGCUGGGAUCCCGAAAGGCGACAACGAUAAAAGGACCGAAAGACCAACCAACUCGUCGGCUCCCCGACUGCUGAGACAUCCGACAAAACGAAUUGCCAGGCAUUAUCCUCCUCAGCCCGAACGAGACGCCCGCCGGCUUCGGUUCAAAGACAGCGACACAGCCUGUUCACAACCGGAGUGUCUUUGGUACCUGCACCACACCAACAACAAACUAGACCGUAGUGUGAACCCGUGCGACGACUUUUACGGUCACGUGUGCGGUCCGCGGUGGUUCUCGCCGAACGCCAAGCCUACUUUCGAAGCUGAGAGCGUGGAGAAGCUUAUGAGCUGUCUCGACGUCAACAUACGCGUAGAGAAGCACAGUCCCCUGCACUGGGUUCGCAACGUAGCGUUCAUCUACCAGUCGUGCCUUACGUCCAACGGCUCUCGCGAAAUCAGAGAGCAGCUUUUCGCGAGACAGCAUAAAAGGCCUCCAGCAUCAUCUCGGUCCUUCCCUGACGUUCCAGCCGUGGUGUUUCGCAUCGGACUACAGGGGCUGGUACCACAGCUGCAGAGCGAUUACAUGGAUCAGCUGGGAGUUAAUCCUCUUGCAAGCGUAUACGUAGCUCCUGCAGGACAGCAGGGAGCAGGCGGCGAGAACCAGUACGUGCCUUAUGUCGACUCACCUGAACUACUUAUGAAAAGGUUCUUUCUCCGCUACCCGGAUCGUACUGAAAGCGAUUAUAAGCGCCUUAUAGAGAAAUCGCUGUUCGACGUCGAAAAUGCGUCGCAGGUUGCCAGUAAGAUUGUUUACAUGGAGAAGCGCCUGAUGAACAUCGUCUCCAAUUACGGUGCCAAGAUCAAAGCAAGCACAGCUGUUACGGAUCGAAUGACGACAUUCGGAAACUCCACUGUGAGAUGGCUGUCGCACCUUUUUCCAAAGUCCUUUGGUGGCCGGUUAAACGUUCGCAUACUGGAUGAAGAUUACGUACGUCACGUAACCGAGCUGCUGAAGCACGUCUUUACUCCCGAUGACGUCGCCGAUUACUUCUAUUUCCGCACACUCGUUGAAUACUCUUCGUUCCUCAACAUCACUCCACUAAUACCGCUGAGCUACGACACUCAUCUGAACUCCGUGCCUCUUCGCAUUCAAGGUUGUCUACACAUGGUUGAGAACAUCUAUAAACACGGCAUGCGCAUGCUUGGUAUCGAGGCCCUAGGUGGAAACCUGGGUGUGUGGAGGAUACCCUUCCAGCGCGAAGUUGAAGCUCUAUUCGAAGACCUUCGUCACUCAUUGCAGAGGUUCGUACGAUUUUGGUUCAGUGGCAAUACGGUAAACACUGCGCUCCGCAAGCUACGUUCCAUGAAGCUCGCCUAUUUAGGCGCGAAUGCCGCUUACCCUACGUCGUACGCCACGUCGACUCCCGACGUAAGAAGCUUGAAAGACUUCGGCGCUUUGAUCAAAGAUUCUGUCAGAAGGGCCUUCAACGACACGAACAACUACGAUUACCUGCACAGAACUUCGGUGUUUUCUACGUCGGUGGAGUACAACGCUGACACUAAUUCCUUGUACGUGCCCCAUGCUCUGGUGACCAUGCCCGUCCUAUUCUCUGAGACAUUGCAUCCAAUCUUCGUUCCUAUACUAGGAGCUAGGAUGUUGCUGGGCAUUAUGAAAGCCAUCGACGUCCGUAGUUCUGACGAGUCCAGAGAUGGUAGCGCCUACCGCGGCUGGUGGAACGAAGAGGAUUGGACAAAGUACCGAAACAGGUCGGCAUGCUUUCUGGAGCAGCUGGAUGACGAUGUACGUAGAGUGUCUCCGCGGACCAGCUUCCGCGCGUUUCUGGAUGAGUUCGUCGCGGAGAGCGCCACAAUUGAGCCUCUGCUGGACGUUUACGACCGCCGCGUUGCCGACCGUGCGGACAAGUUCCGCUUCAGUCCCAAGAUAUUCUAUUAUGCCUACGCUAUGGGCCACUGCGAAAAACCGGGUACCGAUACAGUACAAAUACGGUACAAGCAUGCCAUUCCAGCAAGAGUGCGAGUGAACAACGCUCUCGCUAACGAUGCGCACUUUCAGAAGGUUUUCCGGUGUCGACGUAAUUCGAGAAUGGCGCCCAGGCGGCGCUGUAGUUACUGGAACAAGUAA